AUGUCCUCCAAUCCAAAUCCCACUUUCAGUCAUUUGUUACCACUCAAUGGUGAAUGGAAACAAGACGUUACAAAAUGGUUGAGUGAAGAUGUUCCUUCUUUUGAUUAUGGUGGAUAUGUUGUUGGUGAAACUCCAGAAACUGCUACACUUUGGUGUAAACAAGAAGGUGUGAUAUCAGGUAUUCCAUUUGCUCAAGAAGUUUUCAAUCAAUGUCAAUUACAAGUUGAAUGGUUAGUUGAAGAAGGUGAAUAUUUAGAACCAAAUGGUAAAUUAGCCGUUGCUAAAGUUAAAGGACCUGCAAGAAAUAUAUUAUUAGCUGAAAGAACUGCAUUAAAUUUAUUAGCUAGAGGUUCUGGUAUUGCAACUCAAUCUUUUAAAACUAUAUCAUUAGCUCGUAAAGGUGGUUAUAAGGGGAUAAUUGCAGGUACAAGAAAGACAACACCAGGUUUAAGAAGAUUAGAAAAAUAUUCAAUGUUAGUUGGUGGUUGUGAUCAACAUAGAUAUGAUUUAAGUUCAAUGGUUAUGUUAAAAGAUAAUCAUAUUUGGUCAACUGGAUCUAUAACAUCAGCUGUCACAAAUGCAAGAAAAGUUUGUGGAUUUGCAGUUAAAAUUGAAGUUGAAUGUCAAAAUGAAAUUGAAGCAAAUGAAGCAAUUGAAGCAGGUGCUGAUGUUAUAAUGUUGGAUAAUUUUACAGGUGAUGAUUUGAAAAUUGCCGCUCAAAAUUUAAAAACUAAAUGGUCAGGUAUUAAAAGCUUCUUGUUAGAAUGUAGUGGUGGGUUAAGAAUUGAUAAUUUAAAUGAAUAUUUAACUAAUGAAAUUGAUGUUUAUAGUACUUCAUCUAUUCAUCAAGGUGUUUCUUAUGUUGAUUUUAGUUUAAAAAUUGAUCAAAAAUAG
This is a messenger RNA of Hansenula ciferrii, 894 nucleotides long. It is a transcript of the gene BNA6, whose product is annotated as nicotinate-nucleotide diphosphorylase (carboxylating). Gene Ontology annotation, molecular function: nicotinate-nucleotide diphosphorylase (carboxylating) activity. NCBI's taxonomy places the organism in Eukaryota, Fungi, Ascomycota, Saccharomycetes, Phaffomycetales, Wickerhamomycetaceae. Bases 1 to 894 code for a protein of 297 amino acids. The transcript has a single exon. Gene Ontology annotation, biological process: NAD+ biosynthetic process; quinolinate catabolic process. The record is from RefSeq and is a predicted model, not a curated record. Gene Ontology annotation, cellular component: cytoplasm.